This is a messenger RNA of Candoia aspera, 1491 nucleotides long. It is a transcript of the gene UFC1, whose product is annotated as ubiquitin-fold modifier conjugating enzyme 1. The transcript is spliced from 6 exons. Lineage: Eukaryota; Metazoa; Chordata; Lepidosauria; Squamata; Candoiidae. The record is from RefSeq and is a predicted model, not a curated record. Gene Ontology annotation, cellular component: cytoplasm. Gene Ontology annotation, biological process: protein K69-linked ufmylation. Gene Ontology annotation, molecular function: UFM1 conjugating enzyme activity. Bases 39 to 533 code for a protein of 164 amino acids.
ACUUCCGGUUUAGCCUCCCUCUUUCUCCCUUAACAAAGAUGGCAGACGAGGCGACCCGCCGGGUGGUGGCUGCGUUGCCGCUGCUGAAAACGAACGCGGGGCCGCGGGAUCAGGAGCUGUGGGUCCAGCGGCUGAAGGAGGAGUACCAAGCGCUCAUUAAGUACGUGGAAAACAACAAGAAUGCAGACAACGAUUGGUUCAGGUUAGAAUCCAACAAGGAAGGUACCAGGUGGUUUGGGAAGUGCUGGUACAUCCACAGCCUCUUGAAGUAUGAAUUUGCUGUUGAGUUUGAUAUUCCAGUCACGUAUCCAUCCACUGCACCAGAAAUUGCUAUUCCAGAACUGGACGGCAAAACAGCCAAAAUGUACAGGGGAGGCAAAAUAUGCCUUACCGACCAUUUCAAGCCCUUGUGGGCUAGGAACGUACCAAAGUUUGGGCUAGCCCACCUGAUGGCCUUGGGGCUGGGACCUUGGCUGGCUGUAGAGAUUCCUGACCUGAUAUCAAAGGGGCUGAUUGAACACAAAGAGAAAUGAAGCUUCUGGGCCAGUUCUCUCAACAGCAGCCCCAGAUCUGUGAUAUUGACUGUAUUAUACUUCUGUGUCUGAUUUCUUCCUGUGGAUUUCUAGCCAGUCUGCAUCGUCUCCCUCUAAUAAUAAAACCACCCCAAAAAUAAUCCUGCCCUUCUCUAACAAUUACUUGCAGAGCACCAAGACAGAUAUGACCCAGUUAAUUUAUUUAGGAAUAGUACUUGCAGGCCCCUUUUUUAGAAAGCCAGAGAACAACACCAACUUAGAUGCUGCUUCUUAAAGUCCCAAAGUUGUUUACAGGGAUAUUGAAAACGUACAAUACAAACAGCUUAAAACAGGACCAGGGGGAUUGACGUCCUCAGGAAGACGUGCCAAGGUUUUCUUCCAAAUUAGGCAAGAAAAUGUCACACCCUGGAUACGCGAAGAGGUUGAGACAAAGAAUGGUUGGGAAUGGAUAGAAGCCGGGAGCAGCUUGCACAGAAUACCUGUGACCUCAUUUCUGAUUUAAUUCCUCUUUUUUUUUUAUUCGUUUCUCAACCAAGUUUUAAUUUUAUAUGUGGCAUCCAUUGGUGGAUUUCAGGGAUUUUGAUGGCUUAAAAAAAUUGUAUUUACCUGAAAGGAAGGCAUAGAGUUCCCCCCCAUCCCCAAAUAAUUUAAUGGGGGGAACAUAUUUCACUGGUCACUGGUCUGAGAUGGGCGGCUAUAUAAAUUAAAUUAAAUUAAUAUUUAACUUGCUGAGAACAUAAAAUACUAAACAGUGAGUUCUUCUCCCUACUGUUUUAUGAAGGGGAUUGUCUUACAUUCAGAUUUAUCUCUCUUUUCGGGAAAUAUUAUUGAUCAAGGUUGAAGCCUUAUUCUAAAGGACCAGGUGUUGGUUGCCAGUCAGUUUGUGGUUUGUCAGUUAUAGCUGAUGGCUUAGCAUGGUCAAGUCUGUUUUGAUUAUUCAAUAAACCAUGCUUCAAUA